Trametes versicolor FP-101664 SS1 is the source of this 564-nucleotide messenger RNA. RefSeq lists its product as uncharacterized. The record is from RefSeq and is a predicted model, not a curated record. The transcript has 4 exons. Bases 1 to 564 code for a protein of 187 amino acids. NCBI's taxonomy places the organism in Eukaryota, Fungi, Basidiomycota, Agaricomycetes, Polyporales, Polyporaceae.
AUGCUGCAGCUGUCAGUAUAUCUUACCUUGGGUCGCCGUGCACUGGGACUCACGCUUCCCUGGUGCCCACUUCCAGUGAUCAUUGCAUCGCGCGUGGCGCUCAUCCUCAGCGACGUUAUCGUGCUGUGUUUUACCUGGACGGCCACACACGCGUACCGCAACCGUGACAUUCUGCGUGGAUUUGGGAGGACGACGACGCUUGCAGAGGUCCUGUACAAAAACGGCGCAAUCUACUUCCUAGUGCUCACGACGCUAAACAUACUCUACCUAGUGGUCAUCCUACUCGAGGAUGCGCUGGGUAGCGGCGCACGCGAGAGUAUGGGCAUUUUUGCGGACUUCAUCACGAUCACAUACGACAGCUUCACGACGAUCCUCAUCGUCCACUUCCUCGUGCGCCUACAGGAGGCCGCGUGCCCAGAGUCAGACAGCGCGUUCUUGGAAAGUGAGGAUUGGGAGGACAUAGGGACGCUGCAAUUCGCGCGGGUAGAUGUGGACUCAUGGGCGAGAGAAGCGGAGUUGGGGACGCCUUCGAGCGCGGAGGUCGCAGUGGAAGAGGGGACAUAG